AUGAGAAACAACAUACUACUUGCUGUGGCGCUGGCCGCCGUCGGAAGCGAUGCUGCUGCCCUAUCACCUCCACUCGUCGAGCGUGCGGCAUGCAACCGCGAUAAUUUGUUUCGAUGCUUUAUCGAUCAGAGAUAUUCCGCGCAAGCCAGCGAGUUCUGCGGCAACCUUUCGCCUUCCACUGUAACGGUUGCCACUAUAACUGCCACCGAGACCACAACAGUUCAGACUGAACUCACUGCCGAUGCCGCCACCAGUACCGAGAUCUUGACUACGACUGUAUUCACCGAAACUGUUGCGACGGCAACCACCACCGUGACCUUUGAUCCGGAUGUCCUGGUCAAGCGUGAUGCUUCAGUGAACCCCCCGAAGUGCAUGACCAAUGGAGUCACCUAUCCUGCCAGCCGCAUCACAUCAGCUUGCUCUUGCAUUGAUGUCCCUGCGUCAACUGUUAGCGUGACAUACGUUGCAGGCACCGAAACAGUUACGGAGACCAGCACCGUCUUCACAACUCCUUCACCAGCCACGAUCACGACGUGGACGACAGUCUCUACAGCUGCCGCUGGGAUCCAAACUGUCACAGUCGCUCCCACGGGCACAACAAACCUCCUUUCUUUCCAGAACGGCACCAUGAACGGCUGGGAGCUGCUUCCCGAGACCUGGCCAGGAGAGAUGAGGAAGUAUACUAUUAAUGGAGUAACAGAGUGGUCCUUCAACUUUUUCCCCAUGGACAACAGCCUUGCUACGCUGCGGUACCUCCCGCUGGUUUACAUGGAGGCUGGUCGCUACCAGGCUGGGUUUACCAGUUAUCUAUUGACGUUUCCUGCACCAACAGGGCCUUGGGGCCAGUAUUUUGCCUUUGACAUUGUCAAUCCCACAAAGGGCACCAACAUCACCGUCACCUUUCCCCCGAUCUCACCCAAGAAAAUCCUUAACAAGAGAUUUGUGACGAGCAUCCAGAACACGGUUGACAUCCCUGAAAGUGCGGCUGGAUAUAGCCAAAUAACAGUGAGAUGGAUUGCUACUCCUCAGUGGGCACUUACAGCGUUAAACAACCUUGCCGUCGAGAAGAUCGGCUAA
This is a messenger RNA of Fusarium keratoplasticum, 1077 nucleotides long. RefSeq lists its product as uncharacterized. The record is from RefSeq and is a predicted model, not a curated record. The coding region runs from base 1 to 1077 and encodes 358 amino acids. NCBI's taxonomy places the organism in Eukaryota, Fungi, Ascomycota, Sordariomycetes, Hypocreales, Nectriaceae. The transcript has 3 exons.